AUGGCGCUCUUAUCCAGCAGUAACUUUUCGGAAUAUCUCCCUGAUUCUUACUCUCUUUUUUCGCUUCCAAGUUACACAACAACCACAGAGAUGUUCUAUUUCAACGAUGUACGUCCAUUAAGCCAAAUCAACGACUCGUCACCAUUGGAAUUUGCUAUCCCUAAUCAGGGUAGCGAGUACAUUGAUUUGAAGAGAACAAGACUACAUGUGAAACUUAAAGUGGUGCAUGACGAUGUUACAUCAUCUCCACUGGCUGAGGAUGAGAAAAGUGGGGCCUAUCAACUUGUUUUACAGUCCCUGUUCUCUCAAGUGUCGGUGUCCCUGGGAAAUCAAUUGGUAUCGAGUGCAAAUAAUCACUAUCCCUAUAAAAGCAUGUUCAAGACAUUGUUGAAUUAUGGAGCAGACGCCAAAAGUUCACAGUUAACAUCACAGUUGUUCUAUAAAGAUACUGGUAAUGACAAUGAUGACAUCGAAUCAACUGAUGCUGUUGCUGGUGGUAAUGAUGGAUUGUUGAAACGUGGUGACUACAUUGCUAAAAGUCAAGAGAUCACAAUGGUUGGCAAUUUGUUUGAAGAUGUGUUCAACAUGGAUCGUUAUUUGAUUAAUGGAGUAAAAUUGAAUGUAACCUUGUACAGAACCGAUCCUCAGUUUUGUCUUAUGAGUGGAGUUGCUAAUACUAAAUACAAAAUAAGCAUUUUAGAUGCGUCACUUAAAGUGUGUUAUCUGAAAGUGAACCCAGCUUUAAUUCUGGCUCAUAACACCUUGUUUGAAGAAAAGACCAAUGGGAAACCAAACAAUGCACUGUAUCCCUAUGUGAAGACAGAAGUCAAAUCAACCACUAUUCCUGUGUCUACUGAAUCAUUCACAAUUGAGAAUAUCUCAAAUCCUGUUGCCCAUCGAUACACAGUUGCAUUUGUUGAGAGCAGUAGUAUGACCGGUUCUUUGGUGAAGAACCCAUACAACUUUCAAUUGAGUAUGAUCAAAAAGGUUACUCUGAAUGUCAAUGGUGUCAGUCUCCCUGGGAGAUCAUCCAGUGCAGAUGAUGCAGAUACCUAUCUGAAUCUGUUUGAUGGGGUGAAUGUAAAAAGAGAAAGUAAAGGCAACUUCAUCAGCAGAAAAGAAUUUUUACUUGGAAGUGCCCUUUUUGUGUUCGAACUGAACGAAACUGGCACUGAACAUCUCAGUCUAGUACGACGGGGAAAUGUAUCACUAGAAAUUCAGUUCAAUGCAGCCUUAACCAAAUCACUGAGUUGUAUUGUCAUGACAGAAAGGACCUCACUCAUAGAAAUUGACCAAGCCAGGAAUGUGUAUGUCAAGUGA
Haliotis rubra (blacklip abalone) is the source of this 1320-nucleotide messenger RNA. RefSeq lists its product as uncharacterized. The transcript has a single exon. Gene Ontology annotation, cellular component: cytosol. The record is from RefSeq and is a predicted model, not a curated record. Bases 1 to 1320 code for a protein of 439 amino acids. NCBI's taxonomy places the organism in Eukaryota, Metazoa, Mollusca, Gastropoda, Lepetellida, Haliotidae. Gene Ontology annotation, molecular function: ribonucleoside-diphosphate reductase activity, thioredoxin disulfide as acceptor. Gene Ontology annotation, biological process: deoxyribonucleotide biosynthetic process.